This is a messenger RNA of Contarinia nasturtii (swede midge), 1404 nucleotides long. RefSeq lists its product as uncharacterized. The transcript has 3 exons. Bases 459 to 1385 code for a protein of 308 amino acids. NCBI's taxonomy places the organism in Eukaryota, Metazoa, Arthropoda, Insecta, Diptera, Cecidomyiidae. The record is from RefSeq and is a predicted model, not a curated record.
UGACGAGUUGGCAAGUGUUAGAUUCAAGUUGCCAACAAAAUUAUCAAAUUAGUGGUUUCGAUGAACAGUAAAUUGUUUCAUGUAAAAUACAACAGUUUAUAAACUUUAGGCACUUCCAAAUAUUAAAUUUUAUAAAAUAAUUUAUUCUUGAAAUUUUGUUGAUUUCAAUUUUUCAUAGCUUAUCAUUCAGUUUUGCCCCCAUUUUCCCAUCGGUAUUCAUUAAUACGGUUUGCAGGUUAUGUCGCAUAUAAUACAAGAUUAGACCACUAGUUUCUUCUACGCAUUUCAUCGCUUUUAUUCGUUUAUCGUAUAAUUUCUAUUGCAACGGUGUAAUAUUUUUUAAGUCGGAAUUUUUCCAUUUGUAAUUCUUUGAUCGAAAAUCAACUCCUCUCGCCGAUUCAAAAACACUACGCGAGACACUAUUUCGAUAAACAAAAAACAACAAUCAAUCAACAAAAAUGAAUGAAGUAAAUAUCAACAAGUACCUUAGCCAAUUCAAUCCAAUUCUCAUCGUACCUGUUUUGUCAACAUUUGUUGCCAUCCUUGUGUUUUUAUUUGGAUUCAAACGCCCGAAUGAGCCACGAUUUCAGCCUAAUUCAUCUAUAGAUUCAAUAAAAAAAUCUAAAAAAAGCAAAAAGACAACAGAUAUUGCAGUUGCGAUAGCGAAUAAAAAGGGAUCUGUAAAUAGCAACAAUAAUAGCAGCAACAGUAACAACAACGUUAAUAAAAAAAAGACUGAUGAGAAGAAGUCUGAUAAUGGUUCUCCUACAAAGAAAGUUUUAAACAAAAAGAACAUCAAAGAGUCGACAAACUUCGUCACUAAAAAGUCAAAAACAAAUAAGAACAAUUCAUCGAACAGUACUGAAUAUGGUGAAAAGCCAGCUGAUUUCGAUGAUGGCGGUUGGUUCACUGUUCAAUCAAAAAGCGCCAAGCAAAAAAAUAAAGUAGACGAUUCAACAAAUGCAAAUCAAACCGAAAAUUCUCCACCAAAGGUUCAAAAUACGAAGAAUAAUAAAUCUUCAAAAAUUGAUACCAAGCAAUCUAUUGCUGCACAAGUGACUUCCAAUGCAUCGGAAAUUUUGUUGCCCGAUCAACAAUCAAAGUCGGAACAACAAACAAAUUUUGAUCAGUCAUUCAAUGUUGCUAAAGCACAAGUAGUUGAACCAGUUACAGCAAUUGAAGAUCAGCCAGCUGAUCAUGUAACCAAUAAUGUCAUGGUUCAAGCGGAAAUAGAAAAGAAGUGUACCGCUAAUGUCCAACUUGACGUUGCUGAUAUAAAUGUAGUUGCAAACAGUGGAAUUGCAUUCGACGAAUUGGAAGAAUGGACCGACGCCAAACCAGAUAGAAAGCGAGCUAACAAAAAAAAAACUAGAAAAGAUAUAUAACUAAAUAAUAAAAUUUCAU